GGAAUGGUACCAAUCUUCAGUCGCGAUUCGAACCUUCAGCGCGUAUCGGCCCACGACAACAUUAUCGAGUAUUGCAGAACUAAUCAGCAUCACUUCUGGGGUUCACGUAAUCGGCUUACAUAACUCCAAAACACGAAAAUGAACCUGCUGCUGGUCACGGUUCUGGGGGUUAUCCUGGUGGCAUCUCAUCAGAGUUUAGCCGCCCCAGCCAAAGCCCUAGCCGAUGAAGAACUGAAGGGUUUCAAGCUUGAAGAUGUUGUUCCGAAUACCUUCGGGCAGAGAGGCUUCGGAGCCAGCUGGUUAUCAGGCAGUGAACUUUUGUACAGGGUGGGUGACUACGUAAAAUACGAUGUGGCAACAGAUACUGAGACUGUUCUACUAGCGGAAAGCACUUUGAGCGCAUAUCGCGGGGCUAGCGUUCAGUUCUUGAAGCCGGACUUCACCUGGGCCUUGAUUCGUUAUGAUGUCAAAACGGUGUUCCGGCAUUCGACGCUUUCAAAGUAUACGCUUUUGGAUAUCAGCACAGGCAAUACGUACACGAUUGCUGAUGGACAGGAUGUGUCCAUCUGUGUUCUGGCGCCCAACCAUCAAUCUCUGGCCUACAUCAAGGAUAACAACGUAUACUACAAAUCCAGUUUGACCUCCAGCCAGGAGGUGGCGCUAACCACUGACGGUAUUCCGGGAAUCAUCUACAACGGAGUGCCGGAUUGGGUUUAUGAAGAGGAAGUUUUCGGAACGGAUGCCACGCUCUGGUUCUCGAAUGAUGGUAGCCACGUAGCGAUUGCUAGUUUCGAUGACCGCGAGGUGCCUCAGAUUUCCUACCCGAUCUACGGCAAUCCGGGCGAUGACAGUUUCCAGUAUCCGGAGGAAUAUCUGUUGCGUUAUCCCAAGGCCAACAGCACUAAUCCAUUAGUUAGCCUCCGGGUCAUGGACCUUACGGUCAACCCCAGGGUUUGGAAGGACUUGGCCGCACCGGUUGACGUUGUCGGAGAAGAUCACAUUCUGACGAGCGUUAACUGGAUUGGUACGAAUUUGGGUGCCAUGUGGAUGAACCGGCGCCAGAAUGUGGCCAGCUAUCAAGGGUGCAAUGUCGGAACUGGUGCUUGUAGAGAGAUGAUCCAAAUUAAUGAACCAUCCGGUUGGUGUGAUAUUUCGACUUUCAGGUGUACAGAUUCAGGAAGCCGUUGUCACUUCCUAGCCAAUUUCAAUGGUUGGCGUACGAUUUGGGAGUUUAAUGGAUUUUUGUCUUUACCCAGAUUCGUUAAGGAGCAGGUAACGGUCACAAGUAUCAUUGGCUACGACGAAGCCAAAGGUAUCAUUUACUACACAGCAGUUUCGGCAGACGCUCCUCAAGAACGCCAUGUCUAUGCUAAUGCUGAUUGUUUGACCUGCGACCUGCUCAAAGAUACUUUAACCAAUGAUACCCCCUGUUCCUACGCAAGUGCAAGUUUCAGCUCCAACUUUGAGUAUUUCGCUGGAUCGUGUUCUGGUCCUACUCCUAGUUACACUCGUCUCUACAGAACUAAUGACUUGCAGUUGAUUGAUACCUGGGAAGACAACAGAGCUCUACGAGCACGACUCGAUGAGUACAAGAAAACUCAAGUGCGAUUUUUGAAGGUCCCAGUAACAGGAGGAUUCCACGCAUCGGUUCGAUUCUACCUGCCACCCGAGAUCGAUUUCGAGAAUCCGGAAAACAAUCAGGAAAAGUACCCCAUGAUUGUGCAAGUCUACGGAGGUCCAAACUCGGCCCGGGUUAUUGACACCUUCACCGUUGGCUUCGGAGACUACCUAACGACCACCAAGAAGAUCAUCUACUGCCAGAUCGACGGCCGUGGAACGGCUAACCAGGGUUAUGAAUUCUUGUUCACCAUGAACAACGCUUUGGGAACGGUCGAAAUCGAGGACCAGAUUGCCGUUACCAAAUACCUGCAGGAUCACUACAGCUUCAUCGAUCGCGAUCGGACCGGCAUCUGGGGCUGGAGCUACGGAGGCUACGUCACAUCACUCGCACUGGAGAAAGACGCCGAAACGGUGUUCAAAUGUGGUAUCUCUGUAGCGCCAGUGACCUCGUGGAUGUUCUACGACUCCAUCUACACCGAGCGUUUCAUGGGAAUGCCAACGGUGGAGGACAACCAGGUGGGGUACAACCGGAGCGAUGUUAGCCGAUACGUUGACGGAAUGAAGAAUCACAUGUUCCUGCUGAUCCACGGCAACGCCGAUGACAAUGUGCACUAUCAAAAUUCGAUGGUUUUCGUGCGAGCCUUGGUCGAUGAAGAUGUGGAGUUCGAACAGAUGAGCUAUCCAGAUGAAGCCCACGGGUUGACCGGAGUCCAACGGCACUUGUAUCAUACCAUGGACCAUUUCUGGAACGAAUGUUUCGAUUUGUAAUGUUCAUUUUUUUCAAUUGAAAUAAUACAUCUUUAUAAUUAAC
Molecule: messenger RNA, 2431 nt
Organism: Uranotaenia lowii
Lineage: Eukaryota; Metazoa; Arthropoda; Insecta; Diptera; Culicidae
Product: venom dipeptidyl peptidase 4
Exons: 7
Coding region: 139-2388 (749 amino acids)
Biological process (GO): proteolysis
Molecular function (GO): dipeptidyl-peptidase activity; serine-type peptidase activity
Source: RefSeq, a predicted model, not a curated record